Rubroshorea leprosula is the source of this 429-nucleotide messenger RNA. The record is from the annotation of a GenBank genome assembly. Lineage: Eukaryota; Viridiplantae; Streptophyta; Magnoliopsida; Malvales; Dipterocarpaceae.
GUGAUCGAUUGUUAUAAGUUUGUUUGUAAAAUGCACCUUUAAUAUUAAUGUUAAGUCUUCUCCGGCCUCCCGUUGUUUUGUGCUCGGAAGCCUUGGGCUUCCGAGUUUUGCUGCUUGAGCCGCCGAGUUCUCCGGCUGGUCAAGCCUGAUGGAGUUGGCGUGCUCCCUGCUCCGAUGACCUCUGAGGUCUGUCGGUUUUGUAGCCCCUCCGGUGGCUUUUGUUUUUCUGUUUUGUCUGGGUUUUUUCUUGGUUUGUUUGUUUGUUAGCUUGUCUGUUUAUAUGUUUGUGUGCUUUUUUUGGUUGCUGUUUCUUGGUGUGUUUGGUGCAGAUCCGGCGGCCCUCCUUCUCCUCCGGCGGAUCUGUGGCGGCGUGCGUGGGGGCUGCCAGAUCUGACGCCCAUCGCGGCUCUUCUGCUGUUUCUGAGGGGC